GAGAUAAACAAAUUGAGGUCCUCUUUCUUUAGCGAGCUAACUAGCUGAAUGCUAUCGUUCAGGUAUUCACAUAUGCGGUAACUGGUAAUGAAAUCUCUCAAUCUAUCGAUUUAUGUCAGGGGAAAUAACUUGGUCAAAUUAUUAGCACGAAAGUAUCGUCAUUAGUAAGCAGCUUUAGUUAGUUUUGAUAGUAAAAAAAUAAUAGGCGACGCAGCUCAUUGUUUUUAGCCACCCCCUAGCUAAUUUUAGCUAGCUAACGUUAGCAAGCACCAACAAGCGAACGCCAUCUAGACAGUAUCAAUUGAAUUGUAAGGACUGUGUUAAUGAGUAGAAAUGUCUGGUAUCGCUCUUAGUAGACUGUCACAGGAGCGCAAAGCAUGGAGGAAAGACCACCCAUUUGGUUUUGUUGCUGUGCCUACCAAAAAUCCUGAUGGCACUAUGAACCUUAUGAACUGGGAAUGCGCCAUUCCAGGGAAGAAGGGGACACUGUGGGAGGGAGGCCAAUACAAACUUCGAAUGCUGUUCAAAGAUGACUAUCCUUCCUCGCCGCCAAAAUGCAAGUUUGAGCCGCCCAUUUUCCACCCCAAUGUCUACCCAUCUGGCACGGUGUGUCUUUCCAUCCUGGAGGAGGAGAAGGACUGGAGGCCAGCCAUCACCAUCAAACAGAUCCUGUUGGGUAUCCAAGAGCUACUCAAUGAACCCAACAUCCAAGACCCAGCACAAGCAGAAGCCUACACAAUUUACUGUCAGAACAGAAUGGACUAUGAGAAGAGGGUGAGGGCGCAGGCCAAGAAGUUUGCCCCCACAUAAAGCUCCGCUGAACAUCUGCCUGAGAAGCCUGAUACAACACCUGGGUACUGAACAGCAAGCAGCACUUAGAGGACCAAUCCAAUGAUCAAUCUACAAUUUGAUAUGUUCUUUACAUGAGAAAAAUGUAGCCUACAUGAGAGCCAUUUUAAAACAAAACAAAACAAUAAUAUUUUUGUCCAGAUUUCUUUUUGCCUAGUUCACUUCUAAAGCAUGCUUAAAUCACAUGCCUAAAACACUUUCAUAUAAUUGAAUAAGAUGCCAUUUGCAUUUGUGAUCUGUAAAUCAGGAAGCUACUUUGCCUGAUAUUUAGUCUUAUCAAAUAUCACUUAUUUAAUAACAAAUAAUUUCAAAUUGUAGUGUCUGAUACAUCAUUUUGAAACUGAAUCUGUACUUAAAUAAAUGACCCCCCCCAAAAAGCAGACAGAAAAUCACCCAAACGUAAGUGAGCCUUAUUUUUCGAAAUGUCUGGUCACAUUGAAUUUAAUUGUAGAUUUUUAUUGGGAUGCCCCUUUAAUAAGAUGGAUGUCAGAGCUGAGAGUGUGCUGCAUAGAGAGCUGAAGAGGUUUACCUCCAAAGACUUGAGUGUAUGUACAUAAUAUAAAUAUGUAGGUCCAUAUGGAUCUUAUGUACUUUUCUAUUGUUUUAGCAAGUUGAUAUUUGUGUGUGGUAUUAAAAGUAUUGAACACAUUUUAAAUGUAAGAAUUGUGAAAUAAAGUUAAUUGAAUGGAAAAUACAAAA
Salvelinus fontinalis (brook trout) is the source of this 1548-nucleotide messenger RNA. RefSeq names its product SUMO-conjugating enzyme UBC9-like. Gene Ontology annotation, molecular function: SUMO conjugating enzyme activity. The coding region runs from base 334 to 810 and encodes 158 amino acids. Gene Ontology annotation, biological process: protein sumoylation. Gene Ontology annotation, cellular component: nucleus. NCBI's taxonomy places the organism in Eukaryota, Metazoa, Chordata, Actinopteri, Salmoniformes, Salmonidae. The transcript has 7 exons. The record is from RefSeq and is a predicted model, not a curated record.